Molecule: messenger RNA, 1480 nt
Organism: Caenorhabditis elegans
Lineage: Eukaryota; Metazoa; Nematoda; Chromadorea; Rhabditida; Rhabditidae
Gene: cas-2
Product: C-CAP/cofactor C-like domain-containing protein
Exons: 5
Coding region: 1-1374 (457 amino acids)
Biological process (GO): cytoskeleton organization
Molecular function (GO): actin binding
Source: RefSeq, marked reviewed
AUGGAUCCUUCUGUUGUGUCUCGAUUGGAGAAUGUUGCGAAUCGAACGGAGAAUAUAUUGCUGAAAUAUGACUCGAACAAAAAAGAAACUCCGGUCGACGCGACGCCUCAAAUCAUUAAUCUUUAUGACGAUGCGAUCUGUGAGAAUCUCGUCUCGUUUUAUGAUUUAUCUGCAAAAAUUGGAGGAGAUUUGAAUCGCCUUGGAUGCAUGACUAGGAGUCUAUUUUUCACGCAUCGAUAUUUUUUGUGGAUUGCGUGUGGGCGCAAAAAGGCGGACAACGACGAGUUCGCGACUCUUGUGAACGAUUUGUCGAAGGAAAUUGUUGCAUUUUCCGAUUUCAAGGAGAAAAAUCGAAAAUCCGAAUUCUAUAAUCAUAUCUGCGGACUUGAAGCUGCGGUUGGAGGUUUCGGUUGGGUUGCUGAACCAAAAACUCCUGCUCCAUUCAUCAAAGAUGCUAUCGAUACAUCAGUCUUCUACCUAAAUCGUAUUCUUAUGGAGCACAAAGGAAAAAAUGAUUUCCAUUCGGAAUGGGCUAAAUCUAUCAAAGAACUCAUGCUGAGUCUUCAUGAAUAUGUGCGACAACAUCACACGACUGGUCUUGUCUGGAAUUCGGAUCCCGGUGCGACUCCGAUGUGUAACAGGAAAAGUGGAGGAGCUCCAACGCCGCCGCCACCACCACCUCCACCAAUUUCAUUGAUUGCGCCUUCCAAGCCUUCUGGUGUCGGUGCUCUACUGGAAUCUCUCAAUACGGGAUUAUCGGCUACUAGUCGUUUGAAGAAAGUCACCCCUGAAAUGCAAACUCACAAAAAUCCGGUACUUCGUGAGGUAAAUGGACAGAUGAAUCGAAAAACUGAAGAAAGAAAGGUGAGCGAGAACAAGAAACCGGAGAAAAUUCACGAAUCGAGCAUUUUCUGGGAUGGAAAGAUUUGGAAAGUUGAUCAUCAAGUUGGUAAUAAGAAUGCCGUCGUUGAAGUUACGGAUAAGAAGGAAUCGAUUUAUAUUUACAAGUGUAACGAUUCUAUUAUCAAGAUCAAAGGAAAGGCCAACGCAAUUACAUUGGACGGAUGCCGUAAAACUUCAGUCGUAUUUGAUGGUCUUGUUGCUCAAUGUGAAAUCAUCAAUUGCCAAUCAAUUCAAAUUCAAACUCUCGGAGAACUUCCAACUGUUUCGAUUCAAAAAACCGAUGGAUGUCAUAUCUAUCUGUCACGUGAUGCUUUGAAUGCUCAAAUUGUUGCAUCCAAAUCCAGUGAGAUGAACAUCUCCGCGAUGUUGGAAGAUGGAGACGAUGAGUACACGGAAAUGGCAUUGCCAGAGCAGUUUAUGACGAAGAUUGUUGGAAAGAAGCUUGUCACUGUCGCAUCUGAAAUUGUAUAAUUAGCUUUAAAGUUUUAAUGCAUUCUCCGAAUAUCUCCCUACUAUCCCUCAUCUCUUCCUCCUGCUGGAUCUCGUUCUCCUAUCAAAAAAUAAAUUAUUUUCUGUG